GCUAAAAAUAGACGUUUCCACGAACCAUUUCCAUUUCGUUACAGGAAAGCUCCUGGUUUGACUGGAUAAACAAAUUGUUUGGGAUUCAUAUUUACACUGUAAAAUUAUGAACUUGUGCUCACUGCUAACAAUGACAGGAAGAAAGAAGCAUAUUAUAAUCACUGUUUAAUCGUUUAGGUUUGACGAAUCGAAACAAGGGAUUUCUGACUCGGCCUACAAACACGUAGGCCUAUCUGGGUCAAGUAUAUUAACGCCAGUCUUCUAAAAUGACUCCGGCGACUCGAGAAGCGACUGAUUUUCGUGCCUUUCUAAUGGAAAUAUCCCAUGAAUUGUCGACUCAAAACGUAGAAGAGUUAAAAUAUCUUGUCUCUGGUGUCGUUCCAAAGUCAAGACUGGAGGGAGUAGACCAGGGGUAUCAUAUAUUUUCUCUGUUAGAAGAAGGGGCACAUAUAUGUGACGAAGAUCUGACUUACCUACAGUAUUUAAUGCAGUCUCUUCACAGACACGAUCUGUAUAUCAGGAUCAGAGAUUUUUCGACCAAAGUCUCUUCUAUCGACGAACAAAUCCAGUCCAAUUAUUCACAAAGUGGACAAGGUCUUAGCAUUUGCAGAGAGACCGAGUUCUCGUCCCAAGAAAUGAAAAAACCUGCCGAAUACUCCUGGGUUGACCCAAAACUACAAGGAUCGGAAUCGUUGCAACCUAACACUCAAAGGACAGACUCAAAUCAGCCACUAGAAAUUAUCUUAGGUUCGGUCGCUCUCACUGAAAUGAAAUCCUCACCGGAGCCUCGAGAAACAGAAGUAAUUGACGAUACAAAUACUAAAAGUUUAGGCUUGGAUUUAGAAACAGAUGCGCCGCCAACAGUGAAUAAAACACUCGAAACUGCACUAUCGGAAGAACCACAAAUAAAGCCUGAACUUCUGAGGCAAAGAAAUGUCGGAUCCAUACUUGAAAAACCAAAGAGUCCCUUAACUCGAGUGACAUCAAACCCAAUUCGAAUCCAGUUUAAAAAGAAAGACAAAAAUUAUAAAGAGUGUGAUGGGUAUAGACUAGGCAUAGUUGGGGGUCAGCAUUAUGAGGUAGAAGACGGACAAGAAUAUGUAGAACUUCAGAGUGGCCAAAAGUUUCAAAUAAUGCUCCAGAAUACCAACAAAGUGAAAUGUAAUGUUGAUGUGUAUGUUGAUGGAAAACAAGUUAUUCUUGCGCAGCUAGAGGAAAAUGAAAAAUCGGAGUUUGACUGCCCAACCUACAAGGAGGAAACGGAGAGAAAACAUUUUGUGUUCUAUCGAGUUGCUGAAGCACCUGCUGAGUCUGGCAUUCGAUCAACGUUGGAGUCGGGAGUAGUUGAAGCUCAAUUUUUGCCGGCAAUACAGUCUAUACAUGCAAAAGAACAUGCAUCAAGAGGUGCGUUUCGAGGCUACGAUCCCAAGGCCGAGUCGUCAGACAGUGAGGAGUCGGACAGUGAUUCAGACGAGUCGGACAGCUCGAGUGAUGACGUAAGCAGAGGCUGGAGUGCAGGCGGAGUGGCAUUACAAGGGCCUAGUCAUGCUAAAUUUUCUGCCGCCGAAGAUCUGGUAGUAGACGAAAAACAGAAGACCACACUGAUGGUGAAACUCGUUGGCAAAGAUGACGAUCACCUGUCCGCACCUCCAGCAGAACCAUGUUAUCCACUACACAGCUGACAGGCUAAAACAGAAAUGCUAAAAUGACAUGGCGCAAGAUACGGAGUGGUGAUAGAUGAUUGUGACACCAUUUUAGAGCCAGUGCUAUCUACAUUACAUUACAUUACAUUACAUUACUUGCAAAUAUGAGAAUUACGAAAGAUAAUACUCAUUUUUUUGUAUCUACUAUAAGUAAAAUUAUCAGGUUGUAAGUGGACUAACGAUGCAGGACUGGGAACCUGUUUAGUUUUGUUUUUGUUUUUCCAUAAAAAACAUUUACAUAUUGAUGAAGGACUGUAACAUUUAGAGGAAGUCUGCGACAUUUUGCACGGCACAGCAGCUGUUUCGUCAUACAUACAUAAUAUUGUGGAACAUUUCUAUAUAAUUGCAUGAGGGUUGUUGUAUUGAUCGUUUCGAUCUCACAUCAGUCAUCUGUACCCUGAGGGUUGCCACAGUCUCGAUGAAAGUUUAAACGGUGACAUUUGGAAGUCGCUGUUCAAAUCGUUUUUCAUGUAUGCAAUGAUGUUCGUGAUUACACGGGCUUUUCUGUUAUUAUUUGAAUUGGUAUGUCACAUUUUAACACUAAAAGAGAACGCCAGGCGAGUUUGUUUUCUGCAAACCCCGAGUUCUUGAGAUUGCGAAAAUGAAAUGCACGAAACUCCAACUGUUUCAUUUAAGUUUUUCCUGUAUUAUACUUUGAGUUGUCAUUAACGCCCUGUUGAUGACAUUUUGUCGUUCCCACAUCUGUGUCUACCAUUAUCUUUUGAAGCACGAAAUAUAUCAAUUAAAUCCAUAUGGUACACACUGUAUACGAAACUGAAUGUUUUCUUUGGUCUGUGUCCAACCUGUUGGCUUUUUGUGUAUUUGCAAUUUUUGCACGAUGUCUAAAGGAGAUAUAUGACAAGAAACGUAGAGACAGAAUGGUUAGCUCAUUAUUAUUGGUGUACUUUUAUAAGGAAAUGAUAUACAAAGUGAACUGAUAAAGCCAUUAAUGGAUCCCUUGCGUUUUAUGCUGGUGCACGCUAUCUCAACAGCAAAGGAUUAUUAUAGAAAAGUUAUUUGCAAGUUUGUAGAUGGACAAAUAUUAUAAGAUGAACGUAG
Molecule: messenger RNA, 2762 nt
Organism: Lingula anatina
Lineage: Eukaryota; Metazoa; Brachiopoda; Lingulata; Lingulida; Lingulidae
Biological process (GO): regulation of apoptotic process
Molecular function (GO): protein binding
Source: RefSeq, a predicted model, not a curated record